Molecule: messenger RNA, 924 nt
Organism: Nylanderia fulva
Lineage: Eukaryota; Metazoa; Arthropoda; Insecta; Hymenoptera; Formicidae
Gene: Pglym78
Product: phosphoglyceromutase 78
Biological process (GO): glycolytic process
Molecular function (GO): intramolecular phosphotransferase activity
Source: RefSeq, a predicted model, not a curated record
UAGGAAAGUGUCAGAAGGCUGGGCAGGAGUAGGGGAAACUGAGGAAGAAACAGCUGAUCAGAAGUAUCGACUAGUGCGCGCUUUCCUCUCAGAGAAUUGUCUCCCUAUCCUUGAUCGCAAUUUGACAGAAAAUAUGUCGAAAUACAGAAUUGUUAUGGUUCGCCACGGCGAGAGCGAGUGGAAUAAAUUAAACCUCUUUUGCGGAUGGUACGACGCCAAUCUAUCGGACAAAGGUAAAAGCGAAGCUUUGUCUGCGGGAAAAGCUCUCAAAGAUGCAGGCUACACAUUUGAUGUGGCUCAUACAUCGGUGCUUACAAGAGCACAGGAGACCCUCAAGGCGAUCCUAAAGGAGAUCAGUCAGGAGGAUUUACCUGUUCAUAAAACGUGGCGAUUGAACGAGCGACAUUACGGUGGUCUUACUGGCAUGAACAAGGCAGAGACAGCCGCCAAAUAUGGUGAGGAGCAGGUGCAGAUCUGGCGGAGAUCAUUCGAUGUACCACCACCACCAAUGGAACCGGAUCACAAGUACUAUGACACGAUAGUGAAGGAUCCACGUUAUGCCGAUGGUCCUAAACCAGAGGAAUUCCCCAAGUUCGAAUCCCUCAAGUUAACAAUCGAGAGAACAUUACCUUAUUGGAACGAGACAAUUAUUCCCCAAUUGAAGGAGGGCAAGAGAAUCAUAAUAGCUGCCCAUGGAAAUAGCUUGCGUGGCAUAGUAAAGCAUCUCGAUCAAUUGACCAAUGAUCAAAUCAUGGGAUUGAAUCUACCGACUGGUAUACCGUUUGUAUAUGAAUUGGACGACAAUUUCAAGCCUGUCGUUUCUAUGAAAUUCUUGGGUGACGAAGAGACAGUCAAGGCAGCGAUGGCUGCGGUCGCUGCGCAAGGAAAGGCUAAAUAAUUAUUAACAAAAAAAAAAAAAAAAAA